This is a messenger RNA of Boleophthalmus pectinirostris (great blue-spotted mudskipper), 1307 nucleotides long. It is a transcript of the gene ogna, whose product is annotated as osteoglycin, paralog a. Lineage: Eukaryota; Metazoa; Chordata; Actinopteri; Gobiiformes; Gobiidae. The record is from RefSeq and is a predicted model, not a curated record. Gene Ontology annotation, molecular function: protein binding. The coding region runs from base 1 to 1155 and encodes 384 amino acids. The transcript is spliced from 7 exons.
AUGCUGAUCCCGAUUCUGGCUUUGUCCAAAACAAAUAUUUACGUCUUUGAGCGCGUUCGUCCCGGAGCAGUCAGCGAAGGGUUAAGCUCCCCUCACCGCGCCGCCUUUAAAACCCGCAGACUCGACUCCCGGAGAGAGAGACCAGAGCGCGGAGCCGGACGGAGGGAGUUCAGGGACCAGAGGACGGACGGACACGGGUGCAGACUGGUGCGUUCGGGGACCAGAGGACGGACGGACACGGGUGCAGACUGGUGCGUUCGGGGACCAGAGGACGGACGGACACGGGUGCAGACUGGUGCGUUCGCUGCCCCCCUCAGAGACAUGAAGCCUCUGCUGUUGCCCUGCGUGGCGCUCGUGCUGUGGCUGGGCCUGAGCUCGGCCGGGACCGGGACCGGGACCGGGUUCAGACCGGGACUUAACCACGAGGCCGGACUGAGCGCGAGGAGGACCUACGGCCGAGCGGCGAGGGCGCUACCUGCAGCUGUUGAACCAGAUUCCACUCCCAUGACGGUGCAGGCGUCCGACCUGCCCACCUGCCUGCUGUGCGUGUGCCUGACCGGGUCCGUUUACUGUGAGGAGGUGAACCCGGACAUGACCACGGUGCCGGCGCUGCCCAAAGAGACGGCCUAUCUGUACGCCCGCUUCAACAAGAUCAAGAAGAUCGGAACCAAGGACUUCGCCGACAUGUUGACCCUGAAGCGGAUCGACCUGACGGGAAACCUGAUCUCGGAGAUCGAGGACGGGGCGUUUUCCAAACUGUCGCUCCUGGAGGAACUGUCCCUGGCAGAAAACCGCCUGGUCAAACUGCCCAUGCUGCCCGCCAAACUCACCACCUUCAACGCCAACUUCAACAUGCUCAAGACCAAAGGAGUCAAAGCCAACGCCUUCAAGAAACUGACGAAGUUGUCUAACCUGUACCUGUCGGACAACCAGCUGGAGGCGGUGCCCUUCAUCCCUGACAACGUGAGGACUCUGCACCUGCAGAACAACAACAUCAGCGAGGUGAACGUCAACACCUUCUGCCGCUCCAACGACACCUAUUACCUCAGGCCCAAACUCACCGAGAUCCGCCUGGACGGGAACCCCGUGCUCCUGUCAAAGCACCCGGACACCUUCACCUGCCUCAACGUGCUGCCCGUGGGCCGGUACCGCUGAGACCAGGGACCAGGGACCAGGGACCACAGACCACAGACCACAGACCACAGACCACAGACCAGACCUGAGACCAGAGACUAGAACUGAGACCAGAGACCGGACCUGAGACCAGAGACCAGAGACCACAGACCAGAGACCACAGACCACAGACC